Messenger RNA from Phytophthora infestans T30-4, 1455 nucleotides. RefSeq names its product Major Facilitator Superfamily (MFS). The record is from RefSeq and is a predicted model, not a curated record. The transcript has a single exon. Lineage: Eukaryota; Oomycota; Peronosporomycetes; Peronosporales; Peronosporaceae. The coding region runs from base 1 to 1455 and encodes 484 amino acids. Gene Ontology annotation, biological process: transmembrane transport. Gene Ontology annotation, molecular function: transmembrane transporter activity.
AUGACUGCGCUAUCCGUCAACGCUGGAGCCACAUACGGUACUGCCGAGCUGCCUAAGCCCAAGAACUUCGACGCGAGUCCGCGACGCCGCUUGUCACAAUGGUACAUCAACAUGUUCAUGAUUAACUUCGUCGAGUUCGCAGCCGAAUCCUCGCGCGGCGUCGUGUUGGCGACGCUCUUCCUCUACACCAAGUCACUGGGAGGCGAUCUGGCCUUCAUGGGCAUGCUCACGUCGCUCUUCUCGGUGGGUCGCCUUAUCUCGUCCACAGUGUUCGGCUGGAUGUGUGACCACUACUCGUUCCGGUCAGUGUACCUCGUAUCGUCAGGUAUCUGCUUGAUGGGGAACGUCAUCUACCUCAUCGCAGACCAGCACGUGUCUGGCAGCUUGACAGCGUUGGCUGCGAGUCGGUUUAUCGUGGGCUUCGGAGCUGGCAAUCGCAGUGUGUGUCGUGCUGAUGUGGCGUCGAUCACGACCAUCAACCAGCGUCUGCCGUACUUGACAUUACUGGCCACGGUUGUGUUCCUCGGCUAUGCUUUGACGCCAGGUCUUGGCAGUUUAGUGGCCAACACGGACUCGUAUCUGCUUGGCGUCCACUUCAACAAGUUCACGUCGCCCGGUAUGAUCCUGAUCAUAUUCAACCUGCUGACCAUCGUCGGAAUGUUCACAGUGUACGACGAGUCUGUCGGUGUUCACGAUGGACCGCUCGAGUCUCCACGAACGGCAGCGACGAGCAACACGCUGAGCGACCCGACGGCGAUGCCUGAACGCAUUGUGAACAUCGGUGCGGCCGUCUUCAUCUUCCUGAACUUCAACGCGCGUGGCAUCUUGUCCGUGUUUGAGACGGUGAACAUCCCGCUGUUCAUUGACGCAACGGGGAGGGACCCUGACAGCGUGAGCGCCGUGGUGGCUGCAUCCAACUUCCAGUUCUACCUUGGACUACUGGGACUACUGUCGUAUUUUUCAAUUGAGUACUUCCGCCACAGCCUCAGAGAUGUGAGCUGGGUGCAGCUCGGCUUUGUCACCUUGCUAGCAGGCAACGUGCUGCUCGUUGUGGCGCCGACACAGCUCUCUUUUCCGCAGCUUGCGGUUGCCGAGUUCCUAGUAUGGAGCGUGGGCUGCCCGAUCACGACCGCCGUGGUGUUGGCGGCGUUCUCAAAGCUGCUAGGCGGUCGACCUCAGGGCACCCUCAUGGGCCUACUAGGUUCCGCUGCCUCGAUCUCUCGUAUUGUGCUUCCGCUGCUCCCGGCCGCCAUUCCAACACUGACCCCGGUGUUCUGGAUUAACAUUGUGCUCUGCGCGAGCAGCAUGGCGUUGCUGUGGUGGUACAGCAACGUGGUGCACAAGACGAAGAUGGCUAUGCUUGCUGACGUCGAGAGCGCGUUCCGGAUCGCUUCACCUCCGAAUGACCCUCGCUCGCCGCUGGGCUCAGACAAGGCCGAUUUCCCGGAGAAAUAA